GGUGGACUAGGAAAGACAACACUUGCUAAAGAUGUCUUCAACGAUGCUGCAACUGAACAAUUUCGCCCAAAGGGAUGGGUGUCUGUGUCCGAUGACUUCGACCUUCUAAGGGUGACAACUGCAGUUCUUGAAUCUGUCACCUCAGGUUCUGUGAAGGAAUCUAAAGAGCUCAAUUCGGUUUUGGUAAAGUUGAGUGAGGAAUUGGCUGGCAAGAAGUUUUUGAUUGUUCUAGAUGAUGUCUGGAAUACAUGCAACUACGAUCAAUGGACAAAAUUGCAGUCGGCUUUUCGUGUUGGAGCAGUAGGAAGCAAGAUCAUUGUGACGACGCGUGAUGCGAAUGUUGCAAAGAUGAUGGGAGACAAUAAACCUCAUAACUUGGAGUCGAUGUCAGGAGAUGAUUGUUGGAAGAUCUUUGAGCAUCAUGCAUUGUUAAACAACAAACCUCAAGAUGUUGAGUUGUUCAAGGAGAAAAUUGUAGAAAAAUGCAAUGGGUUGCCGUUAGCUGCAAAGACUCUUGGUGGUCUUUUACGUUGUAAAGAAAAAGAUGAAUGGGAAAAAGUACUAGAGCACAAGAUGUGGAAAAUAUCAGACCAGAUGGGCAUCCUUCCAGCAUUAAAACUGAGCUAUCAUUAUCUCCCUUCGACUUUGAAACGGUGUUUCUCCUACUGUGCAAUACUUCCGAAUGAUUAUGAAUUUGAGGAGAUGCAAUUGGUCUUUUAUUGGAUGGCUGAGGGCUUGAUUCAGCAGCAACCAGAAGAAAACAAACAAAUGGAAGAUUUGGGACGUGACAAUUUUCAAGAGUUGGUGUCCAGGUCAUUAUUUCAAAAAUCAAGCAAAACAGAGUCGAAAUACAUAAUGCAUGACCUGGUUACUGAUUUGGCACGUUGGGCUGCAGGAAGCUCAUGUUCUAGAUUGGAGGAUAUGCAGAAUUAUGACUCGCAACAUAGAUGUUUGCCCAAGGUUCGUCAUUCAUCUUACAUUCCUGGUUGGUGUGACGGGGUUAAGAAGUUUGAGGUCUAUUCUGAAGCUACAU
Fragaria vesca subsp. vesca is the source of this 1033-nucleotide messenger RNA. Its product is annotated as putative disease resistance RPP13-like protein 1-like. The annotation marks the transcript as partial. Gene Ontology annotation, biological process: defense response to other organism. The transcript has a single exon. The record is from RefSeq and is a predicted model, not a curated record. Lineage: Eukaryota; Viridiplantae; Streptophyta; Magnoliopsida; Rosales; Rosaceae. Gene Ontology annotation, molecular function: ADP binding.